UGAAGCACGGAUGGCUUGACAGCGUUUUGCAAGCUACGGGUAGACGUCUUGAUUGGAUCAAAUUAUUCCACACUUUUUCUUUGUGUUUGUAUGAUUCCAUUGCGCCACAGACAUAAGGACCGCUUUCCCUCCAGUGCGUAAGUGAACCACAUUUUUUGGUGAUCUAUUGAGUGGAGGCAAGUUAAUUUUUGACCUAACUUCUGAGUUCUUGGAUUACUUGGUGGGGGGGCCAAGGGACCUGGCAAUGGGAGCGUGCCUUUGCUGUGCCUCGUACAUUUUUACAGCCUGGUGCCAAGGGACAACAACAACAUGGGAAGCGGUAGUAGUCGUGGAAAGAAGGUUGCACCUGGGAGUGUCAACGAGAUAAAUGCAUUCAAAGGAGAUGACAACACAGUCCAUGUUUCGAAAGAGGAAAGUCACUUGUUCAAACCAUUGAAUAUACACAAAUUGACGAACUUCAAUCAGUCACGAAACAUAACGCAACAACUGGACUGCCACAGUGAAGGACACGACUCGGAAUUUUCAGCAGAGGAUGAUGACGUUGAUAUGGAACUGGACCGGGUUCUAGAGGAAUAUGACAAUCGGGAAUUGCGUUCCAAAAGGAAAACUUUUGAAAAGACGCUUUUAAUCGGGUCAGACACGUAUGGAUUCUGUAAUUCCAAACGGGUCCACAAUGAAAGCGAUUUCAAUUCAACCCCUCACUUGCAGAGUUCUGAGUUGUCGGAAGGGACGGGGGCACAUUGUCCAUAUAACGGUUCUGUAGGAGUCAUCAACAAGGACAAGCAUGUCUUUCACCACAUUUCCAAAGAUACACACAUUCAGUUCCCAAGCGCCACUCAGGAAAAUGACUUCUUGACAAAGGGAACUUGGGUGGAAUCAGUGCCUCGCUCAGAAUCAGACUCAGUCCCUGAUGAUAGCCAUGGCCCCUCUCUUUCCACGCCCGUUGUCCUGUAUGAUGGAUCAGAAGUGGACCUGAUGGAGACCAUAGAGAGAGAGUUUAGUUGACCCCACAGGACCUGCUCACAUUUCCUGCAUUCACUUUUGGAGAAGCACAUUGCUCAUUUUAAAGAUGUACUAUAUUGCUCAAAUUCUAAUAGUUCGCUUAAUUUCAGUUUAUGUGUCAAAACAAGCAAGUUUAGUGUAAGGAAUCAUUGUACCAUCUAAAUCGCUGUGAAAUAUAUUUACGAUAACCAAAAAUAUAGUAUUUUCAGCUGUUUGAAGCUGGUGUACACAACCGCAAGAAAAAUACGCAAAAACUGGGAAGCAUAGAAGCAUAGAAUUGGAGCACAUAGAACAGAUCUACCACUCCUUAGACUUGCUUCCGAUGACAAUAAAAGAUCUACAAUAACAGAUCUACACAUUUCUAUGUGAAUUUGGUCAGGUCCCCCCAAAAUGCAGGACAACUUUUGAACCAAGGAGUUGUUGUUUUUUUGUUAUGAAUUGAUGAUAGGUGCUGUAGCAGUCAGUUGAAAAACAAUACUGCAUUUGCAGCACCAUGCAGGGCACCCACCGUCAACUGAUUUACUAAACUAUGAAUUUUCUCCAUGGUUAUGUCUCUCAAUGGCUAAUAGACAGAACCAUCCAUUUCCAUGUGGAAUUCAACAUCAAAUCGGACCACAAAAAUGCUGAAGGAACAAUUCUUUCCACGGUCGUAUAAAUAUUUGUCAUUGAGCAAUGUACUUGUGGUUUUGUAUUCUUACUGUUGCAUAACUUUAGAAUAAAAGAGCUGAAGGAUGUUGCACUCAUU
Messenger RNA from Oncorhynchus keta (chum salmon), 1747 nucleotides. RefSeq lists its product as uncharacterized. The record is from RefSeq and is a predicted model, not a curated record. The transcript is spliced from 3 exons. Lineage: Eukaryota; Metazoa; Chordata; Actinopteri; Salmoniformes; Salmonidae. Bases 310 to 1005 code for a protein of 231 amino acids.